This is a messenger RNA of Gryllus bimaculatus (two-spotted cricket), 1741 nucleotides long. NCBI's taxonomy places the organism in Eukaryota, Metazoa, Arthropoda, Insecta, Orthoptera, Gryllidae. The record is from the annotation of a GenBank genome assembly.
AAUGACUUUUCCUCAUUAGUGCUCUCCACUGAGAAUCUCCUGGUGCUCUAUGCUCAAUUAUUUAUCUAUUGAAGAGUGGUAGAACUGUGAGAUACUGUCCAAGACGAUGACAAGUGACCGUCUGGUGGUCGAGUGCGUGCAAUUGUGGGCGGUGACUUACAACGCGCGGGCGGAGACGAAAAGUGUUCAUAACAAGUGGUCUCGAAGGUAUUGAAGUACGUUAAGUCCCUAAAAACCAUGGAAAUUGCUAAGGGGAGCCCGAUAGAAGUUAUUCGCACAACAUUGAGAGAGGAAAGUAGAAGAGAAAGAAAAAGUAAUCGAAGCGACGUAUUAAAUAGAAAUCGCAGUGCUCUGGGACAGGUGUCUGAAAGCAUCUCAUAUUAUGACCUGAAAGAAGUGGUGGAAAUAGCAUCCAAAUUAAAGCAGAAAAACCAAGUUUCACUCAUGGAAUUGAAAAAAUUGAAACAAUCAUUCAUUGUGUCUCAAGAAAACAUAGUUGCUUUCUUGAAUGUUCCAGGAGCUCUUCAUGGACUUGUGAGAGAACUUUCAGGUCAUAAUUCAGAGUUUCAAUUUGCUGCAUUGAAUUGUUGCUGUAACUUAUCUUUAGCUAAUGAGAAAUUAUGUCAUCAACUUACAAAAUCAUCUGCUUCAUAUAUUGCAUCAACAUUGAAUGAGCUCAAUACCACAUAUUUGGAUGUAUGUCUGUGGACAUUGGGUAAUAUGGCAGGAAGUGGUAUGAAAUCAUGGACUAUUCUUAAAUCCCAUGGAGUUUUGAACAAGUACCUUCAUUUUAUUGCAUCGCCCAACUCUGAUGUGAAACAAUCAGCUAUUUACGCCACCACUUUGUAUGUGAAAAUGGGAUUUGAUAAUCUUUCAUCAAAUGAGUUCAGAAUGAUUGCUGACCAUGUAUAUUCUGAGCUUGGAAGAGAUUCGUCUGUCUACUGGUUGAUAUAUUUGUUGUCAUGUUCACAAGCUGCGAAUGAAGUGUUUCUUUUAAAUAUGGUAACAUCGUGUACAUUCGACCUGUUGGUAAACUUGGUGAAUACAAACAAAGCUCCUAAACCAUCUGAUGUUACUGCACUUGUGAGAAUUUUGGCAAAUUUAUGUGGUGAAAAAUCAAAGCAAGCAAUCAGUGAAAUUAUGUUGUUGUUAGAUAUUCAAUCAGUUGACUUUUUGACAGCAAUAAAUGGCCUUCUUGCCUCUCCACAUGAGCAUUUGCAGAGGGAGACCCUGUGGUUCUUGGGAAACCUUGUGAAAUGUUGCCCUGAAGCUGGUGGUUUUAUUUUGUCAGUUGGAGACAGAUUAAAAGAAGCUUUAUCCAAAAUUUGAAGAUUGUGUGUUUAUUUUCUGUCAAAAUAUACAGAUAUUGUACAUUAUGUAAAUUAAUGAUUUCAUUAUUUAUAAUAAAUAAAUAUAUAUACAAGGGUGGUCAUAUCUUUCUUCUCAUCUUUCUAGUAAAUAUGUUUCGGAGGUCGAAAUAUCCUCUUUGGUUCAUUGCUUGUGCUGGAUUGAAUGUCUUCUAUACACUGGGUUCUAAGUAGAUUGAAAUAAAAUCUUCCCAUCAAAUUGGCUGCAGGAUGUUGUGUAGCUUUCAGACAUUGGUAAAAAGUUGUGUCACAGUCACAGUGGGACCUGUAGCAAAUGUAUUCGUUACAUUAAUACUAUAAAAUGCAUUUCAAAUAAUUUUAGCUCACUCCAUUAACACAUAUAGUGCAUUUUUAUUUCGAGAAGCACUUACUUU